This is a messenger RNA of Stegodyphus dumicola, 1144 nucleotides long. RefSeq lists its product as uncharacterized. The record is from RefSeq and is a predicted model, not a curated record. Gene Ontology annotation, molecular function: extracellular matrix structural constituent conferring tensile strength. Gene Ontology annotation, biological process: extracellular matrix organization. Lineage: Eukaryota; Metazoa; Arthropoda; Arachnida; Araneae; Eresidae.
ACCUUAGCGCGCGCGUGUGUUUUACAAGACGCGCGGUAAGACGGACUAAGUUUUCGCUUCCCAGAAGUGUAACACCCUCAUACUGCUUUACCCGAAAAAGAAAAUUUUCGAAUGUGAUAUCGAACGAAAAUUAAAAAAAAAGUAUUCCCUUUCCUUUAUGACUUUCGUGAAGAACACGGAUUUUAUUUGUGUGAAAUUUUAUUCAAGAAUAUUUUUUUUUCUUAUUAAGAUUAUCUCUGUAAUUACAUAUGUUCCAUAUUUUUCAAGAAUUUCGUGCACAUAAAUUUCUGCAUUUCAUAUAAUGAGAAGAAUUGUGACGAUUACUCAAAAUAAUACUUGCGCCAUAACAGCAAGAUCACACUUUUAAUAUUAUAUUUCUUUUAGUACUUCCAUCAAUGCACUUGUCAUUCUUUCGCAUCAUAAGCAUUUAAAGGUGUGCUGUCCGUCCAGAACCGUCAGUUUUGAAUCAAAUUUAUCAACUAUUAUGUGACGUGAAAGAUUUAAAAAAAAAACGUAACCACAGCAAUAGAGGAACUUCCAUUUUUUAUUCUCAUCAGAAGAAUCUCCCCUUCACCAUAUCUCUAAAAUGAGAUUCGAGAGGUUGCUGGUGGGCAUACAGCUCAGUUUUAUUUUACAUCUAGUCGCCUUUUUUAAAUCUCUGGACUAUAUUUUUGCACAAGACUCAUCAAACAGCCUCAGUAUAUGUCCCGAGAUCAGGUCAGGAGAAGAUGAUUUACCAGGUUUCGAUUUUAUCCGAAAAUUUCGAUUGGACGAUUUCGAGUUUGACUUUCCAGGCGUAAAGAAAGUGAAAGGAUCGAAUAGGAUGCAGACAGCUUACAGGCUUUCAAAGCGGGCAGAUUUGACUUUGCCUACCAGAUCAAUAUUCCCACUUGGUCUUCCGGAAGAAUUCUCAUUCGUCGCCACUUUCAGGAAAAAGAAUGGCCGGAAAGAUCCUUGGUUUCUGAUCCGGAUUAACGACAUUUUAGGAAAGCCACAGUUUGGAAUUACUCUUAAUCCUCGGAAGCAAAUGCUGGAAUUUUAUGCUCUGGACUUCGAAGGCAAACUGCAAACAUCCAGGUUUGGAGACGUUGAGGUACAUAAAAAUUUGCCACCUGUGCAUUCAUUCAAGUUUUUCUUUAGCUAA